AUGGCUCCGAUGGGGAAAACCGCGGUGGACGCCUUAGCGUGGUCUUUAAACAUCUUCUCCUCCGUGGCCAUCGUCAUGGUGAACAAACAACUGAUGAGCUCGACCGGGUACGGGUUUCGAUUCGCGACGACGUUGUGCGGGUUGCACUUUUUUUGCACCGCUUUUAUAAACUUGUGCGUGAAACGAGAGAAGAGUUCGGCAUCGAGCUCUGGCGACGCUUCGGCUUCGCAAACCGGAUUGAGCGAAAAGUUGAUGGAAUCAGAACAACAACAACAACAACAACAAAAGCUUCCGCUCAAAGAUUUAGUCUUUUACGUCGUCGUCGCGAACAUGUCCAUCAUUGGUUUAAACGUCUCUUUGAUGUUGAAUACGAUUGGGUUUUACCAGGUGUGUAAACUCGCGCAGAUACCGACCAUGUGCAUAUUAGAGGCGUCGUUUUUGAACAAGAAAUUUUCCAGGAAGGUUGUGCAAGCAAUCAUCGUGGUUUUGGCAGGCGUGGCCGUCGCGACGGUCUCGGACGUUGAGAUGAACGUGACUGGAACGGUGGCAGCAAGCGUCGGGGUGUUGAGCACGUCCGCGCAGCAAAUAUUGGUCGGGCACUUGCAAAAGAAGCACAACGUGACGAGUAAUUUUUUAUUAGCCAAGACGAGUUUGUGGAUGGCGGCGUCGAUGUUGGUGUUUGGACCGAUCAUGGAUACUUUAGUCACCGGGGGGGAAAACGUGUUCGAAUACGAGUGGACCAGUGGGAGUUUGAUGUUUUUAGCCGUCUCGUGCGGGUUCGCGGUGUUGGUGAACAUCUCCCAAUAUUUGUGCAUCGGAAGAUUCUCGGCGGUGUCAUUCCAAGUGAUUGGACACGUGAAGACGGUUUUGGUCUUUUUGUUCGGGUUUAUUUGCUUUAACGCGCCAAUUACGAGUAAAAAUAUCGCCGGGUGUGCGUUAGCCGUGGUUGGGAUGAUUUAUUACACCCAGGCUAUGAACAAGCAAAAGGAGGACGAGGCGAAAGGUGUUGGGAUGAUUCAUAGCGGGAGUUCGAGCGCGAACUUGAGCGCCAAAGUAUAA
Molecule: messenger RNA, 1059 nt
Organism: Bathycoccus prasinos
Lineage: Eukaryota; Viridiplantae; Chlorophyta; Mamiellophyceae; Mamiellales; Bathycoccaceae
Exons: 1
Coding region: 1-1059 (352 amino acids)
Cellular component (GO): Golgi apparatus
Molecular function (GO): antiporter activity; nucleotide-sugar transmembrane transporter activity
Source: RefSeq, a predicted model, not a curated record